Molecule: messenger RNA, 916 nt
Organism: Anopheles cruzii
Lineage: Eukaryota; Metazoa; Arthropoda; Insecta; Diptera; Culicidae
Product: alpha-tocopherol transfer protein-like
Exons: 5
Coding region: 36-902 (288 amino acids)
Cellular component (GO): membrane
Molecular function (GO): phosphatidylinositol bisphosphate binding
Source: RefSeq, a predicted model, not a curated record
UUAGCACGUUGCGAACGUGUUUGGCCUUCUGCGAGAUGAUGGACGCUGAUCCCACCGAGCAACUUGAUCGCUGGCCCCAGGUCGAUCGGGGUGGCAUCGAAGAGAUCAAACAAUGGCUCACGACACAACCCCACUUACCGGCGAUAAAAGAGCACGAGAUGGCAACGUUCCUGCACGCCAACUAUAACAAUCAAGAGGCUACCCGAAAGACAAUCGAAAACUACUACACCAUGAGGACCAGCUACACCGAGUUUUUUACCGACCGCGACAUUUUCAGCGAUCCGCUGCAAACGGCGCUAAAGAUCGUAAUGUUUACUACACUACCUGGCGAAACUAAAGAGGGCUAUAAAAUGGCAUACACCCGUCUGCUCACGUCGGAUGCAACGGAUAUGAACCACCUACACGUUCUAAAAGUAUUAACAAUGUGUAUGGAUUUAUGGAUAAAACUCGAAGGACAUGCCAAUGGGCAUGUCCUGCUGUCGGACAUGCAAGGAAUGCACCUUGGACACAUGAGAAAGAUCAACAUGGACGCGGCCAAAAAGCAAAUGGCCUACUCCCAGGAAGCCCUGCCCGUGCGCUUGAAACAAAUCCAUUAUCUCAACGUGGUACCAUUUAUGAAUCGAUUGAUGAUGCUUGUGCGACCAUUGUUGCGAAAGGAGGUACAGGAAAUGAUAAAUAUGCACGUCAACAUAGACGAUUCCCUGUACAAUUCGAUACCGAUCGAAAGCCUUCCUAAUGAGUACGGUGGAAAAGCCGGCACUUUUGAGCAACUGGAAAAAUCUUUCAAGGACACACUUUACGCUCACAGUGACUGGUUUCGAGAGAUGGAGAGCAAAAAUUUAGUGGACGAAUCCAAACGUCCGCCAAAGCCGAGGCGUUACAUGUUCGGUCUAUUCGGAUAAGUAUUAUAUAGUAG